This is a messenger RNA of Setaria italica (foxtail millet), 1066 nucleotides long. RefSeq lists its product as uncharacterized. Gene Ontology annotation, molecular function: fatty acyl-CoA hydrolase activity. The record is from RefSeq and is a predicted model, not a curated record. The transcript has a single exon. The coding region runs from base 392 to 907 and encodes 171 amino acids. NCBI's taxonomy places the organism in Eukaryota, Viridiplantae, Streptophyta, Magnoliopsida, Poales, Poaceae.
AGGUUCGCCCCUGGCCGUCACCCUAGCUACACCCUAAUCAACUUGUCGAACACCAUCCGGUUGUGUAUAUUUCGAAAUGAUCCGAAGCGCCUCAAGCACAGGUCCAGUGGGGAUUGGAAGAGCCUCAAGCAAGUGAAGGAAACUCCGGUGUUCUCACGGCGCAUGACCCAAAAGAAGAGCUUGACCUUGAUCGGGGGUGAAGGGGCGCCACUUGCUUGAGGAGCUUGUAGGUUGCCGGAUCGAUCCCUCCCAACAAGCCAACAGCGACUCCCGUAACGGCUGGCGGGGGCAAAAGCGUCAUUGCGUGCCCUCCCCUCUUCUUCGUCAUCCUGCGGUUGGCUCUAGCUGCUCACGGUGUCCAAGAAGUCCACCCACCACAGGCAACACCGCCAUGGCGGGGAAGAAGGGAGCCUCUGAUUUGCUGCGGGUGAGCGACGAGGAUGGCGCGCGGGUGGACGCGCUGGACCGACGAGCCGCGCGGCGGGCGCCCCGAGCGGGGGCGGAGCCCAGCCCCAGCUUCUUCGAGGGGUUCGCGCUGCAGGGGAUCCGCGUCGACAGCAUCCACCCGGGUCGCAUACUCUGCUCCUUCACCGUGCCCCCGCGCCUCACCGCCGCCGGCGACCACCUCGCCCCGGGCGCCGUGGUUUCCCUGGUCGACGAAAUCGGCUCCGCCGCCGCCGUUGCCGACGGCCACCACCUCAAGGUCUCCGUCGACAUGUCCGUCUCCUUCGUCGACCUCGCCGCCGCCGCGCCCGGCGACACCCUCCGCAUCGCCGCCAGGGCGCUGGGCCACAGGGGCGCCUACUCCGGCACGCACGUCCUCGUCGCCAACGCCGCCACGGGCCAGGUCGUCGCCGAGGGGAGGCACUCGCUCUUCGGAAAGAUGAAGAUCAGGAGCAACAUCUGAAUGGUCCACCAUAAUAUUCUGUUCUAUGAUGGUCAGAGUCCUCUCCUCCGUAUGCUUUUGCUCCAAUCCAACUUUGUUACUACUACUUCAGUAAAUUUGUAACAGGCAAAGACUAGCAGCAUCUACUUACACAUGAUCAAUCCAUCACAUAACAAUCAA